This is a messenger RNA of Malus domestica (apple), 1741 nucleotides long. RefSeq names its product protein LIFEGUARD 4. The record is from RefSeq and is a predicted model, not a curated record. NCBI's taxonomy places the organism in Eukaryota, Viridiplantae, Streptophyta, Magnoliopsida, Rosales, Rosaceae.
CGUGUACGCGCGACCCGUCGCGAAAGUCUCUAACUGCACGGUGCGGGUUGUGUUCCUUAUUAAACCUCCACGCCCCGAACUUUCCUUCACGUUCCCGCAAAGAAUCCCGGCAGCCAAACACUCGAUAACGAUCUUAAUCUGAGCAAAUCGGAGAAGACGAAGAUGUGGAAUCAGGCGUUUCGGAAGAGUGAUCCGGAGGCCGGAGCGAGGCUGCUCUACCCUGUGAUGCUCGAGAGCCCCGAGCUCCGGUGGUCCUUCAUCCGCAAAAUCUACGCGAUCGUUGCCAUCCAAUUACUCGCCACCAUCGCUGUAGGCGCCGUCGUCGUUUCGGUCCGGCCGGUGGCUAACUUCUUUGUCAGCACCGGCGCCGGCCUGGCGCUCUACAUCGUUCUCAUCAUCACGCCUUUCAUCGUGCUGUGCCCACUGUACUAUUACCACCAGAAGCAUCCGGUUAAUUAUCUUUUACUGGGAAUUUUUACCAUCUCACUGGCAUUUGUCGUUGGUUUGACCUGUGCAUUUACUAGCGGGAAGGUGAUUUUGGAGUCGGUUAUUCUGACGGCAGUGGUCGUAAUUGGUUUGACCUUGUACACAUUUUGGGCUGCAAGGAGAGGCCAAGAUUUCCACUUUCUUGGUCCUUUCUUGUCCGGAGCUCUACUGGUUCUGAUCGUAUUUGCUCUGAUUCAGGUUUUCUUCCCGCUUGGUAAGAUCUCGGUGAUGAUAUAUGGUUGCUUGGCGUCGAUUAUAUUUUGUGGGUACAUUGUGUAUGACACGGACAACUUGAUCAAGCGAUACUCUUACGACGAGUACAUUUGGGCUGCAGUUUCCUUGUAUUUGGAUAUCAUCAACCUCUUCCUAGCUCUUCUCACCGUUUUUAGGGCGUCCGACUGAGAAGAUAUUCUUGAUUGCAUGUAAAUGUGUUUCGUUGGUUCAUUAUCCCAUGGUAGGAGAUUUCUGUUUGUCAAUAGUUGCUUGGGGUUUCAACUCUCCAGAUCUCGCAAUCGGGAGCCGACGGAUCCCGUAAUUCGAACUAUUCAAGAGAGGGGGAGAGACAUGAGGACCUUUGGUUUUUGUGAGGUGGUUUAGCAGGGUGGACAAAUGAGGCUUGUAAGAUUUGAAAUGAGUGGUUUGGAUUAUUCUGUCCAUUUUUCGGACUCGUGAUCUGAAGACUAUCUUGAUUCCAAAGUCCCAUUGGACCUGGUUAGUGGAGCCCGAAGGGGCCUCACUUUGCUCCUUUUCUGCCUUUCUGUUCCAUCAUCUCCUAUUUUGGGGAUCACAAGACAGUGCUACUUCUGAAAGUCCUCUAAGUGUAAUGAAGUCAAAAGUGUAGAAUGACCAGGAGGCGCACUAGUUUGGGGCGCCUAAAUCUGAAACUUAGUGCAACUGUGUGUGAUCACGUCAUCAUCGAAAAGCGUUCUCUUCGGAUCUUUUUCUCUUAAUUCAUCAAGUUUGAGGAUCCAGGCCAUUGAAAUUUAAUAUAAUGGUUAAAGUUAUUAUAACUUUUAAAGUAGAUUUUUGUUUGUAGCCGUUUGAUCAAGUUUCAAUGGUCCGUAUCUCCAGACUUGGUGGAUUAGGAGAAAAGGAUCCUGAACGGAUCCCUUUCCGUCAUCAUCCGGAGUCCCUACUUUGGUCCAGGAACACUUGUGUAGGUGUAUUUGACCAGAUAAUGCGCCUGAUUUUGUUUGAAAAUUAGAGAAUUGCACUUGCAUUGAAUGACGUGGUUUACUGAUGGGUUAAUUUUUGA